AUGCACCGAUUUGACUGGUGGGCGGAAGAUGCGCCCGGGUUCCCGUCUGGAACCAUGCAUUCCACCAAGGCUACGAUGCCGUCUGCUGAAGAAAUGGGAAGCACGCAGCUCAGCCCGUCAGCCUUUCCGCCAUGGCCAACAUGGGACAUGGCUGCGCCAGUUGAUCACUAUCAGAUCCGUUUCUCGUCCAGCGAGCUAGCGAGAAUGAAAGAAGCUGCGCAAGCAAAUCUUCCUGCUAGUAUGGCGUCUUGUCACAUGUCUCGACUUGAUGCUGUGUUGGCACACGUAUGGACUCUCAUCAAUCGCGCAAGAGGUCUUCAAGAUACUCAAGACAACGUGUAUCUGGACAUCACUCUUGGACUUCGACCAAGGGUGAGCCCGCCAUUGCCCCAGACUUUCGUUGGGUCUCCUCUCCUUCUGGGAUAUGUCGAGAAGACUGGAGCAGAGGCGUCCACCGCGGAAUUGGGGCUCGUCGCGGGUGCAAUCAGAGACAUGAUGGCCAUGUUCACUCCAGAUGCGGUCGCAGCUUAUAUCCAUGAUGCGGCUCAUGAAGUUAGUCCACAAAGACUAUGGCAAGCCUUCUUGGGCAAACACCAUACACUUGUUACUUCUUGGGUCAGGGCACAAGCCUAUGAGCUGGACUUUUUUGGAACACGGCAGGUGGCCAGGUAUGUCCAGGGAGUCAUGCCGAAGGUCGAUGGUCUCGUCCAGGUCAUGGAUGUUGCAGAUACUGGCGACUUCGAUAUCAGCAUAUGCAUUCAACGGGAGGCCAUGGAACGGCUCCUGAGUGAUCCUCUGCUACGGAAGUAUGAGUCUUGA
Colletotrichum gloeosporioides is the source of this 819-nucleotide messenger RNA. RefSeq lists its product as uncharacterized. Bases 1 to 819 code for a protein of 272 amino acids. NCBI's taxonomy places the organism in Eukaryota, Fungi, Ascomycota, Sordariomycetes, Glomerellales, Glomerellaceae. The record is from RefSeq and is a predicted model, not a curated record. The transcript has a single exon.